Molecule: messenger RNA, 735 nt
Organism: Penicillium brevicompactum
Lineage: Eukaryota; Fungi; Ascomycota; Eurotiomycetes; Eurotiales; Aspergillaceae
Gene: his3
Product: imidazoleglycerol-phosphate dehydratase HIS3
Exons: 2
Coding region: 1-735 (244 amino acids)
Biological process (GO): L-histidine biosynthetic process
Molecular function (GO): imidazoleglycerol-phosphate dehydratase activity
Source: RefSeq, a predicted model, not a curated record
AUGUCUCUCACCACCCGUACCGCGAGCAUCUCGCGCGCAACCAACGAAACCAAGAUCCAGAUCUCCCUCUCCCUCGACGGCGGAGUCCUCCCUCCCUACGAACCCUCAACCCACUUCCCCGCUCCAACAGACCCCCAAGAAGCCGAAGCCGCCAAAAAGGGCAUCCUCCCUAACAAAGACGCCAAACAUGCCACCCAAUUCACCCCAACCCAGCAAAUCACCAUCAGCACCGGCAUCGGUUUCCUCGACCACAUGCUGCACGCUCUCGCCAAGCACGGCGGCAUGAGUCUGGCAGUCCGCGCGAAGGGCGAUCUAUACAUCGACGACCACCACACCACAGAAGACACAUUCCUCGCGCUCGGCGAAGCCUUCACGCAAGCACUGGGUGCUCGUCAAUCCCUCGAGCGAUUCGGCCGCGGUGACGCCCCGCUCGACGAAGCCCUCUCCUGGGCUGUCAUUGACCUGUCCAGCCGCCCGUGGGCAGUUAUCGACCUGGGCUUCAAGCGCGAGAAGAUCGGCGAUCUGAGCACCGAGAUGAUCACCCACGGUCUGCAAAGCUUUGCGCAGGCCGCUGGCGUGACUCUGCACGUCGGUUGCACAUAUGGUGAUAACGACCACCACCGCGCAGAGAGCGCGUUCAAGGCGCUUGCUGUGGCUAUUCGCAACGCCUGUAAGCGCCGUGUUGCUGGCGACGUUGGUGCCGGUGACGUCGUUAGCACCAAGGGUGUUUUGUAA